Lepisosteus oculatus (spotted gar) is the source of this 3309-nucleotide messenger RNA. Its product is annotated as zinc-binding protein A33-like. Gene Ontology annotation, cellular component: cytoplasm. Gene Ontology annotation, biological process: protein ubiquitination. NCBI's taxonomy places the organism in Eukaryota, Metazoa, Chordata, Actinopteri, Semionotiformes, Lepisosteidae. Gene Ontology annotation, molecular function: zinc ion binding; ubiquitin protein ligase activity; protein binding. The record is from RefSeq and is a predicted model, not a curated record.
CUGAGAUCAACACAGAGUGUUAAGAAAUGUCGACAAGAUCAUAUCUCCUGGAAGAGGAGCUCUCCUGUCCUGUGUGCUUUGACAUAUUCAAGGAUCCUGUUUUACUGACAUGUAGUCACAGUUUCUGUAAAGCAUGUCUAGAGCUGUUCUGGGAAGAGAGGUGCUCUCAGGAUUGUCCUGUUUGCAGGAGAAGGUCUUCUAAAUUCCGGCCUCCUACCAACUUGGCUUUAAAGAAUAUUACCAAAACCUUCUUAAAGGAGAAAUACUCAAGACAUCCAGCAAGGGCAGAAGUUCUGUGCUGUCUUCACCAGGAAAAAUUAAAGCUCUUCUGCAUGGAUGAUCAAGAGCUUCUUUGUGCUGUUUGUCAGACUUCUAUAAAUCAUGAAAAUCACACAUUACGCCCACUGCAGGAAGCAGCUCAGAUUUAUAAGAAUCAGCUCCAGACUGCACUGGAUCCUUUGAAGGAGAAGCUGGAAUCUUUUCGUAAAAUGAAACAAACAUAUGAGAAAACAGAAGAACACAUUAGGACCCAGUUUUGUCAAACAGAAAGACAGAUAACGAAAGAAUUUGAGAAACUUCAUCAAUUCCUAAGAGAUGAAGAAGCAGUAAGGAUAGCUGCACUGAGGGAGGAAUAUGAGCAAAAGACUCAAAUGAUGAUGAAGAAGAUUGAGAACACUACAAAAGCAAAAUCAUCCCUUUUAGACACAAUCAGAGCCAUAGAACAGGUGACAGGAGCUGGAGAUAUAUCAUUCCUACAGAACUACAAGAACACAAAGAGAAGGACUCAGUGCACACUUCAAGAUCCAGAAGGAAUUCCAGGAGCGCUGAUAGAUGUUGCCAAGCACUUGGGAUCUCUGAAGUACAAAGUCUGGGAGAAGAUGCUGGGAAUUAUUCAAUAUACUCCUGUGAUUCUGGACCCCAACACAGCUGCCUCCUAUCUCUCAUUAUCUGAAGAUCUAACCAGCUUGAGAUACACUGAAGAGAGAAACCAGAUUCCAGACAACCCAGAGAGAUUUGAUCUCCGGGUAUGUGUGCUUGGAUCUGAGGGGUUCACCUCAGGCAGACAUUAUUGGGAUGUUGAGGUAGGAGACAAAACUGACUGGAUUCUGGGUGUUGCCAAAGAAUCCAUUGACAGGAAAGGACUCAUCAUUCCCAGCCCAGGAAGAGGAUUUUGGACUAUAUGUCUGUGGGGUGGGAACUACUUUGCUAUGACAUCACCAGAUACACAACUUAGUCCAAAGCGAAGCCCAAAGAAGAUAAGAGUGCAGUUGGACUAUGAUUGUGGUAUUGUGUCAUUCUUUGAUCUCAGUGACAAAACGCCCAUUUACACUUUUCAAGACACAUUUGCUGAGAAGGUGUUUCCCUUCUUCUUUCCUGGCUACCCUGGUCCUCUUCAUAUCUGCCCAAUGAAAAUAUCUAUUAAAGUGGAAAACGGUGCAGUUUUUUGCCACUAAAGAUCACUUCAAACAAGGCUUUUGGUAUACCUCAGAUUGUACUGACCCUGAAUUACUCUUGCCCAUUGUAAAUACAUACGAAAGUAUCAUUGACUAGUGCUGUGCUAGUGGUUGUGGAGAAAAAAAAAAAGAUGGAGUAAAAUUGUCUUAGGUGCUGAGAACAUUUAAAGAUUGGGAAUUCUCAAUGGGUAAAGAUUGUAUAGGCUCAAAAUCCAGUUUUCUGUAUAAAGGUAAACUUACACAAUAUACAAUACAUACACUUACAGAUUGAUUUAAUGAAAUAACCAAGGAUUUUACAUUUCAUACUGUAAUACACACUGGACACACAUUCAUGACAUGUAUUAAAGAUGAAAUGACUAAUUUAUUGAAUUAAUAUUGUUUCCUGACAUACAACAUACAGACAUUAAUACUUCAAUUCGUCUGUAAAUGUCUGUAGAUGUGUAUCCCAGUUAUAAAAUUACAAUCUGACAAAAACAACUGAUUGACUUCUAUAUAUCAGCAGUAUACUGCAUAAAAUAUAUCAUUUUCUUUACGAUACAUUUGACAAAUGUUUAAUGCUUAUUCAUAUUUUAAGUUAAAAUUAUAAAUAAUUCUGCAGCAAGCUCUGUGAAAUUAAACAUUUGGUUUACAAUAUUAAUGCUUCUAUUGAAUGUUAACGCUUCAUGUUACUUAGAUAUCUUAACAAAUUUACAUAAUUUUCUUCUGAAUUCUAUAUAAGUUUUGUAUAACUAAUGAUGUUAUUUUUCAGUUUAAUUUUUCAGUGAUUGUGAAAUACUGCUGACCUCUAGCUUUCAAGACCUUUAUUUCAGCAUGCUAUUGGUAUAGAUGUGUAUCUCUAAUUUUGUGUUGUAAGAGUAAUUAAAUGGAAAUUUUAAGAAAUAUUUAGGGAAGGAGGACAGCAAAUAAAGUUUCCCUUACUUCUGCAAGUGAACCUAGUAAUUCUCCAUGAUGUCACUUCUAGAAACAAUUGUAAUAAGGACAAUCUUUUCUCUUGUUCAAAUUUGUCUCACUACAUCCCUCCUCUACCCCAUCAACACCUUUACAGUUACCCCAUGGUAUACAAUAUACAUGUAUGUACCUGUAUAUAAAUGGUAUAUACAUAUAUUUUCAUCUUCAUGCUACUCCCAGAGAUUUGCACCAAGCAAUUAAGUUGUAAGUAAAAAUGAAAAAUGAUAAACAAAUAUUGUGAUGUGCAACCCUUGAACAUAUACUUGAGCUAGAGAAUGACAAUGGUUAUAUUUAUUUAAAAUGUGAAUAUAUUUUCUCUUGCAAAUACAGUGCAAAAAUGCAUAUAUUCUUUUCCAGGGAUGCAAAAUGUAGAAAAUCAUCCAUCCUAUGGAUAUGCAUCUAAUGAUUUAUAGAGUAGUGGUUCCCAGCCCUACAGCACCACAGUGUCUUCCUGUUUUCACUUGAGCCCAAUUUUCUAAUCUCAGGUUAAAGAAGUUAAAUACUUUUUGAGGAAAAUGUCUAUGAUUUCAGCUCUUAAAAUAAAAUUCAAAUAGAAUGUAGAAUUGGUAUCACACCUGCAGCAAGUUCAUUCACAUAUGUUUCCUGAAAUGUAAACUGCAAUGUAGAAAAGGAAAAAAACAGAAUCAUUGGGGGCAUGUUUGAGUGCUGUCCUUCCCACCUGCAUCUUGAUUCAAAAUAGUUUUCCUAAGCAUUAAGAGCAUUCUAAAGUAUGUUUAAAGGUUUUUAUAAACACAGGACUAAAAUUCUUUACAUGUAAGUCUACAUAGGUAAGGAUUUUAGAAAUUAGAAGCUCAAAGAAGAGUUAGGCUUCUGUCUUAUUUUCUUGCUUCAUUUUGUUUGGAGUGUAACUGCACACUGUAAAUAAAAGAACACUAUUUGUACCUUA